GCCUAAAACAGAUUAACUGUCCCUGAUAAUGCAGUGGUAUCUGCAGCUCAGACAGAAAAACCCCUCUUUUCUCCGCAUAUUUAUACCGGAAAAGGGACUGUUUCUCACCACGAGAUUGCACUCAUCGUCCAAUUGUCUCGUCUCCUAUAAAGUCGGUCGCAUUGCCCAUUCAAUGUCGUAGACCGCACGGCAUUGACAUGACACAUUGAAGCACCAUGUCUCCUUUGAAAAUCAAGCCAGUCAUCUUCUCUCCAAAUGCUAUUUCUGCUCUGCCCUCGGAAUCGUUCCCCGAUCCCUCCCAUGGCGAUCUCACCUGGCGUACUCUAUUUACUCAACCCAACACACCAACAAGCGACUUGUCUGCUGGGAUAGCAGUCUGCCCUCCGCAUACGGGCUGUCUUUGCGCCCACCGCCACACUCAAGCCGAGUUGUACUAUGUCCUCGAAGGUCGAGCAACGGUGACGAUUGAUGGGCAGUCCCACCCUGUCGAGAAGGGUACAGCUGUAUUCAUUCCUGGAGAUGCGGAACACUCGGUCAUGAAUACUAGCGACGAGGAAUUUAAGUGGCUAUAUGUCUUCCCUGGUGGGAGUUUCGGGGAUGUUAUCUAUCGAUUCUCCGCCAAAGCCAGGCUGUGAUCGCUAUUGCGCGGCGGUGCUAUUUAUAGCUCAGCGAGGGCCCGCUUCGUUUUCGUUUUCGCUUUCGCUUCCGUUCUCGGUCUCGCAUCUGCUUCAUCGAAAUAAAGCUAUGUCGAAGAGAAUGUAAUUGGAUACAGGAGCUCAGUCUAAGCCGUACUGUUGAGAGACCGAAUUCGGGUGGAAGGGAUAGGCAGCAGAGAAAGAUGCGGCAUACAUGAUAAGACGUGGUGAGCUGGUAGUCCCUAGUGGUCUGCCAUCU
Aspergillus saccharolyticus JOP 1030-1 is the source of this 894-nucleotide messenger RNA. RefSeq names its product cupin domain-containing protein. The transcript has a single exon. NCBI's taxonomy places the organism in Eukaryota, Fungi, Ascomycota, Eurotiomycetes, Eurotiales, Aspergillaceae. The record is from RefSeq and is a predicted model, not a curated record. Bases 216 to 635 code for a protein of 139 amino acids.